Sitophilus oryzae (rice weevil) is the source of this 764-nucleotide messenger RNA. RefSeq lists its product as uncharacterized. The coding region runs from base 61 to 564 and encodes 167 amino acids. The transcript has 4 exons. The record is from RefSeq and is a predicted model, not a curated record. Lineage: Eukaryota; Metazoa; Arthropoda; Insecta; Coleoptera; Curculionidae.
AAAUAUAUCAGUAAUUAAUAUCGAAUCUUUGUAUUGUUAAAUCAAUUGCCUAAAGUUAAAAUGCUGCUGUUGUCAUUAGUUCUAUCAUUUUUAUUGAUGUACCAGGGUAAUUGUAUUUUUUUAGAAAAGUAUACCUCAGAUCCCGCGAAUUUUGUCAAAAGUGUAUUAAAUAAAGUUAAUAGAAGUGAAAUAAGUUUAGAAUCCGAAUGUCUUUCACAGCUCGGCCAAUUCGUGGAUAACUUACAAAAAUUCGAUGAUGGACUUUGGGCGUUACGAAUGAUUGACGCCACCGCAAAAUGGCCAGCUGGGAUAGCUAAAAUAAAUUGGGCAUGGCUUGGAAGCUUUGACGAAUGUUUGGAAAUCGAAAGCAAAGCAAAAGAUGUUCGAGGAAGCUACUGCCUUAUAUCAAUCAGUCUGGAAAAAUUAACAACGAUGACAUUAAGGGGUGUCGAACGACAACGACUGAUCGCUGAUCACAAGAGAAAAGGUCGCGAAUUUUCCAAUACAUCAGUAGUUUCCUUUUUGCCUUCCUUUGGUAUUUGUGUUCCAAAUAAAAUGUACUAGUGACAUAGAGUCAAUUAUUGAUGCGUUUGAUGAUUUCACUUCCAUGCCAUUUGAUGUGAUGUGUCAAACAAAAGAUGACAAUGUAGAAAUAGAUAUAGGAGCCAUAAUUACAAUAGGAUUCUUUGGAGCAUUUAUCGCUCUAAUGUUAUUAUCUACAGCAUAUGACACAUAUUACCAAUUUCAAAAACAAGGUAAGUUGA